AUGGCAACGAAAGUUGGUGAGGUUUCCGGCAUCAUUACGAGAAAAAAGAGCAAGUCUACUGAAUGUGACAAGUGUAAUAAAAAAAUAGACAACAGACAAUAUCUAAUAUGUUCACUUUGUAAACAUACCUACCAUCUACACUGUUGCAAUGUAUCAUCUAAAUUGUUCUAUCUUAUGACUAUUGAGAGUCGACGAAACUGGAAAUGUACCUGCAUAAAUAAUUUGGAAAAGAAACAAAAAAAUACUACAGCCAUUAAUUCAAAGACGGCUACAACUCCGAUGAUUCCCACGAAUAACUCAUUCGAAGUAUUAUCUGAUCUCUCGGAUGAUGACGAUAAUGAAAAUGACUAUCUCUCGCUUUCGUCUAAUAAGAUCUGCAACAGAAGCUAUCCAGAGAAGUCAAUGAUUUAUAGCCAAGCGGACGAUAUGAAAAAAGAAAUUUCAGAACUGAGGUCAAAACUCCAAAUAGCAGAAAACGAAAUUGAGAACUUAGUAUCUGAAAUUUAUACAUUAAAAGAUAAGAUAAAAUGCCAUGAAAAUAAAGCUAUACAACUUAAAAGUCUGAGUCAAUUUACACCAAAUUCGCAUUCAACUAAACGAAAUAAGUUAAACAGGACUCAAUUAUGCAAACAGAGACAAGAAAUAAAUCAUAGUGUUAUUGAGCUUAAUAAGAACCAACUGUUUAGUAAUUCUCCUAAUAACUCAGAAAAUGAAAACAAAAGGACAUUGCAAAAGGAACAGAUAAAUUUUUCAAGUACGCCGAAAACUUCUCUACUAAAUAAAGAAACAUCUGCUGCAAACAAAAAAAGACCCAAUUCUGCUAAUCAAACUCAUAAAACUAUAAAGAAGAGAGUAAAAAAGUCUACGAUUUAUAUAUUUGGGGAUGAAAAUGUGAGAGGGCUGUCUACCAAAUUGUAUCAAACGAGAUCUGCUGGUGGUGGUGAUGGUUCACCAGGAUCGUACUAUGACGCGCGCUGGCUCAACGUGCACGCCGAUGAUGGCACUCUUGCAGCGCGCGCACGGCGUCUGAUGCUCGCACCUAGCCGCCAUUUUGAUCACAUAGCUGUUAACAAUGGGGAAGUCCAGAAUCAAAUAGCAUGGUCGGAGCACCUGGACCCGCUCUUCGUGAACAACUAUGAAAUAGAUCCUACUCUCUCCUGGCAAUACUACGCGUCCUCUACGGGCUUCAUGAGGCGUUAUCCAGCAAUGUCCUGGCCCCCCGAAGACGGUUACUCGCAUCACGCGCGCGACUUCUACGACUUCAGAUCGUCCAACUGGUUCGUAGAAGCGGCGACUUCUCCAAAAGACCUGGUGAUCUUACUAGACGACUCCGACGACUUGAGUUCGUCUUACUGGAGGCUGGCGAAAGCGACAGUAUCGGGACUACUGGAUACCCUUGGACCUAACGAUUUUGUCAACGUAUACAGAUAUAGUGACACUGUAUCGGAAAUACACUCGUGCUAUACGAAGAUAUUGGCUCAGUAUAACCGGACAGGGCAGGGUUGUCAGUGUAACCAGGCCAUCGCGGUGGUGGGCGCGGGCGGUGGGGCGAGCGGUGUAAAGAGUGUGUUCCGCACGUGGAACUGGCCUCACAUGCCGGUGCGCAUCUUCACGUACCGCGUGGGGGGUGACGCUGCCUCCGGUCACAAUAUGAAGGAUAUGGCUUGUACCAACAAGGGAUUCUACGUGACAAUCAAUGAGCACAGUGAGAUCCGGCCGAAGGUGUUGCACUUUGUAGAGGUGCUCGCGCGUCCACUAGUCAUGUACCAGACGGUACAUCCUGUACAUUGGAGCCCAGUAUAUGUCGGCGGCAGGAGCAGUAACUUGGACGACGACGGGAUGGGUCAGCUGAUGGCGUCUGUGACGGUACCCAUCUUCGACAGGCGCAACCACACGCAACGAGAAGCUAACCUUCUGGGAGUGGUUGGCACUGAUGUGCCUGUCGAUCAAAUAAAGAAGCUCGUUCCACCUUAUAAGCUGGGAGUAAACGGCUACAGUUUUAUGGUGGAUAACAACGGGCAUGUAUUGUAUCAUCCAGAUUUAAGACCACUGUACACUAACGAGGAAUACACGGAAACAUUGCGUCCAUUGUACUCGAGUGUCGACUUGACCGAUGUAGAAUUGUUGGUGGACUCCGAUGAGAACUCCAGAAUCAACCUCACCUCGCUGUUGCUAGAUCUUCGUCACGACAUGAUAGAGCAACGCGAGGGCGAAACGGAGAUCGGCGUGAAGGUGCAAUACGAUGGCAUGCGACGCGUAGCGACGCGACGCCAACGCUACUUCUAUAGCCCUGUGGACGGCACGCCUUACUCUCUAGCUGCUGUGCUACCUGACGGUUACGGCAUGUAUGAACUACAUGCUGAACAAGAGCUGAAACACAGUCCAGUCAACGUGACAGAGUUUUUCAAGGGAGAUGACUGGAAAUUUACACAAUUGAAGCUUCUUUAUAACAGGGUGUAUUGUGAAUACGCAUCUACUUCGGAGCAAUCGUUCAAUAGUCCAGAAGAACAGCUGAUCCAUUUCUUAUCACGUGCGGGGCGACCCGGCUGGAAGUGGAUGUCGCUGCGGCCGCGCGCGCUCACACUACACAACGCGCAUAAGAAACAAGACAGGGACUCUUAUUACUUUCAAUCUCUGAUUAGGGAUGCUAUGGUAAUCAAAGAGUUGGACGCACACACUGGACAUGCAAGUCACCAUUCACAACAAGGAAGAUUCCACAAGUUUCAAGUGGCUCUUUCAUUCAUCGCCACGCGUAGCGGUCUUCUGAAAUGGACAGAAAACAGCAACACUUCCAGGAAUUCAGAAUCUGCUGAACCGCAUUUUAGCGAAAAGUAUGCUCGAGCAUUUGACUCUGAAUGGUACCGUCGCGCGGUAGAACAUCACGCCAUAGAACCAGAAAGCUUCGUAUUCUCCGUGCCGUUCCGUGAUAGCUCCGAAGCCGAAGACCUCAGUGGAAGACCGCCGUUAGUUUUGGCGACUCAUGCAGUAUUCGUAGAAUCAAGGGGACAUAGAGCACCGGCUGCCGUGGUCGGACUACAUUUCCAGUUGGAUUCGCUUGCCAAGCAUUUUCUGAACGUCACAUCAACUUGCACAGCUGGUAGCGUAUGUAAGAAGACGUGCGCUGGAGAUGAACUAGACUGUUAUAUCCUGGACGACAAUGGUUUCAUUAUCCUCUCAGAAGAUGUAUCACAAACGGGACGUUUCUUUGGACAAGUAGACGGGACCAUCAUGGAUUCAUUGGUCCAGGAUAGGAUAUAUAAGAAAAUCACGGUUCACGAUCACCAGGGACGGUGUCCAGACUCGAGGAAUCCUUUUAGCGGAAGUGGCAACAAGUUAGGGCUUGUCAAUCCGUUAACCUGGAUCGGAAGCUAUCUCACCAAUCUACUGGCGGUCUGGUUCCCAUAUUGGGAAUCUGUGAGUGCACGAUCCCAUCCUCACGGAGAAGAAGAUAUAGAUUACGAAGACUACGAACACGAAAUAACGAACCAUGACGAUGACAUGGACCGCGACCGUGGCACCUAUGAGAUCAUUAUUGACGGCGUCGGAGGGGGGAGUCCCGCGGGCGAGGAGGCGCGGCCGCGGGAGGGAGGCGGGGCAGUGGCGCGGGAGCCGCCACGGGAGGCCGCGCGCUCCGCCGCCGUGCGACCGUGCGACACCAGCGCGGAACUGUUCACACUUCAGUCCACGAGGCUAAACGCCGCUCAACCACUCAAAGGGAAACUGACCAAUUGUCACAACUCGGGAUGCGAAAGGCCGUUCAGCGUGCAGAAGAUCCCGCACAGUAACCUGAUCCUGCUGGUGGUGGACACGCUGUGCCCGUGCGGCGCCAAGCGGCUGGACGUGCGUCCGCGCGAGGCCGCGCCCCGCGCCGCGUGCCGCCGCGCCCCGCCGCGCGCGCACCGCCGCCGCCCCAGGCAUUGCGUCUCAUACCACCCGGAGGUAGGCAUUAUCGCACGUUGAGAAUGACAAUGUCACUAACCAAAAACGGCGUAUUUUUUACUUUUGGCAACGUUUUUCUUUGUUAAGUUUAAACUUUAAAAUGCAAAGAUCCCUGUGAACGUAGUUUGCAUAGAAACUGCUAGGAGGGGUGGAUUACAAUUUCUUGAGCUUUAAACGCUCGUUACUCAAAAUCGCAUUUUUUGCAUUGUGUCACUAUCGUUCUCAACGUACGAUAUGAAGUCUAAUACAUAUUAUUAUAUGCCAGGACUUUGUGUAGUGAAUCAGUUAAGUAUACUGAUCAACUUUCACUCUGGGAGCAACACUGAAUUCACGAAAAAAUAAUCAGCUGUUUCAUACUAAUGCGGUUGUAGGUAUUACAAUUUUGUAUACCUUUGGAAAACAUUGCGAUCGAGCAUGAAAGUACUUCAGGUCUUUAAUGGAUUUAUUUCACUCUUUUCUGACUGAUUUGAUCUCUAGGUACUGCAACACGAUAGCUUGAAAGAGGUUAUAGGUUGUUCACCCCACUCUGGACAACAGUAGGCGCGAAAACGAUACAGAUUUCGCUAACAUUCAAGAAGAAACAUUUAAAAUUAAAACUGACUAUUUAUUCAAAUGUACCAAAUAACCUUUUACACUAAAUGGUUUCCGAUAGGAAAUCGAGAUUCUCUCUUGCGGACGUGGUGGACGAAUCGUACCCAUCUUCGGACUAUUGGUUGCACUGGUGCUUCGAGUGGCAGCCAGCACGUGACUGCCUCAAGGAAUCCUGUACUACCACUAGGCUCGUCAUUACCGGCCAGCCUCCACGCGACCGAACGUGAAGCUUUGACAAUACUCAUUUUUUUUCUAGUAAUCACGACAAAGGAAGCUUCUGAACAGGUCGACGUUCAUGUGUUCCAACAUCGCGUGUGA
Molecule: messenger RNA, 4848 nt
Organism: Diatraea saccharalis (sugarcane borer)
Lineage: Eukaryota; Metazoa; Arthropoda; Insecta; Lepidoptera; Crambidae
Source: the annotation of a GenBank genome assembly